AACAUGAUAUAUGUCACUUAUUAUUGUAAAUUAAUAAAUAAAAUAAAAUUUAACUGCCAACUUCCAAGUAGAGGAUAUAUUCUCGCAAAUAUUCCUGUUAACCCACAAGUGGACGGAAGAAAGUGAUAAGGUAUAUAAGAUCAGUACCCCGAGCACGAAAAAUUAUCGUUCUGGUUAUGGUAAUCGUAAUCGUAUUAUUUUCUAUGAAAACCAGAGCAGCGCCGCUACGGUCGUUUGAGGAACUAAAACUUUAUAGCACGAACUUAGUACUCUUGUAAUCGUUAUCGUAAUCGUAUAGUAAACGAUAGUUAAAGUAUGGAAAUCAUAGCACGAACACACUUUUGACAGAUCGUAUCGUUUUUUUCGACAGCUAACUAUCGUAUCGUGUCUCACCGAGCAUUUUACAGUGAGAGAACUCUCGUUUUGGUUGUGUUUCGUGAUAUAAAAUAUUUUUUAAAAUAAUAAUGGGUGAUUCAGUGCUUUAAAAAAUGUCUAUGUUAUCAAGGAACCGUCCAUUACGUAGUUAUUACUACUUAUGGCGUUUAUUUAAUAGCAUUCAAGAAGAAGAAGACGAAAUCAGAAGGUAACUAUAAAAUUGUAUAAAAAAUAUUUUUGGAUAUUUAUUAUUUUUUAAAGAAAAUAAAAUAUUUUUGCUUUUUAUUUUUUACGCAGAGAAAUAAAAAUUAGAAGUUAUUUGAGGUGAAAUUUCAAGCCCCUAGACUUACACGAAAGGGAGUUUAUAAAGAGGUAUCGUCUCUCUAAAGCUGCAUUCCAUUAUAUAUGUAUUGAGCUUAAAAAUAAAACCUCCUUAAGAUCCAGCAUAAGAGUCGAUUUAGAACAUAAGGUAAGGUGCUAAUUAUUAUAAUGAAAAAAAAUUACUAUGAGUUAGUGAAGUCCUAGUUUUCCUAUAUAAAUUUACUUUUUACAGGUAUUAUGCGCUCUAUCUUUUUAUGCAACUGGUUCGUAUCAGCGAAUUGUUGGUAUGGGCAAAUAUUUAGGGCAGACCACAGUCAGUAAAUAUAUAACAGAGGUUACUAAUGCCCUAAAUAACAGAAAUAUAUUAAGCAAGUUCAUAAAAUUUCCUACCAAUAGAGCUGAAAGAGAUAUCAUCAGGCAAAAGUUUUAUACACAAUAUGGAUUUCCCGGCGUUCUUGGGUGCAUAGAUGGAUCACAUUUCCAUAUAUUUUCACCACCAAAGGAUGUGGAACAUCUUUUCUUUUGUCGAAAACAUUAUUAUUCCUUAAAUGUGCAAAUGGUAUGUGACAGCGAUGGGCGAAUUUUAAAUAUUAAUUCGCGUUAUGGUGGAGCUACACACGAUGCAUUCAUUUGGGAGAAUAGUGCCGUGAAUGAAUUUAUGCAAAGACUUGACCAAAGUAAUGAACAUACAUGGCUUCUAGGUGAUUCUGGAUAUCCGCAAAGACCUUGGCUGAUGACACCUAUUACCGACGCAGCUGAAAAUAGUCCUGAAGCUAAAUAUACCUCCGUUCAUGGUCGAACAAGGGUGGUUAUUGAAAACACCUUUGGACGAUUGAAAAAUCGCUGGAGAUGUCUCAGCAAGGAUCGGACUUUGCAUUAUAAGCCUGAGAAAUGUGCAAGAAUUAUAACUGCAUGUAGUGUUUUACACAACUUGGCCCUUCAAUUUAAUGUUCCUGAUCCUGAGUCUGAUUCUGAACAAGUUUCAGAGAUCGAGGACGUUUUAAGACCUGUGGCACCAGAGGAAAGGGCAGACACUGGAAGGGAUUUACUGAUUAGGGGCAGAGCAAUACGAACUCAGUUGGUACGAAGAAUCAAUAGUUUACAUUAAUAAGGAUAUAGAUUGUCAAAUUACAAGGAUUGAUUAUGUUAGUUAUUAGAUAAAUGAUAAGAAGAAUAUACAUCAAUAAUUUUAAUAGUUAAAAAAAAAACUUAACAUUUUGGUUGUUUUACUUAUCACUUACCUCUAUAAUAUAAUACUAACUAACCUUAUAUAAAACUAGUCAUUCAUCAUGCUUUUUUCCUUCCAAACAUUUAUAUAAUACACUCAAAGCUUCUUUCAUAAAUUCCAGCCAUUUAGCUUGCAAUUCUAG
Plodia interpunctella (Indianmeal moth) is the source of this 2066-nucleotide messenger RNA. Its product is annotated as putative nuclease HARBI1. The coding region runs from base 983 to 1804 and encodes 273 amino acids. NCBI's taxonomy places the organism in Eukaryota, Metazoa, Arthropoda, Insecta, Lepidoptera, Pyralidae. The record is from RefSeq and is a predicted model, not a curated record. The transcript is spliced from 4 exons.